UUCAAAUGGUCGAUGUUUGGUUAGAAGCCGUUACUUAUUUUUAUUUUAUUCCUAGUUAUCUGUUUGUAAGUUUCUGAAUCCUAAAAAAUAAGAAAUGACGAUGUCGAAAGUGACUAAAAAGCAAUUAAAAAUAACGAAGUUGUUUCGCAAAGGAUACAAACGUCCCAGAAUUUUCAAGGAAAACGAUGAAAACAGUGAGUUACAGCAGGAGGUGGCGGAAUUAGAGCGAAAGCUUCGAGAAAAACAAGAUUACCUUUUCCAAAUCCAGAGGGCGAGCUACCGGCACUCUGUUGUGGUACCAAAGAAAAUUGAGGAUAAUGAUGUUGCUAUCACUAAAUCAAUAAUCGUACAAAAACGUAUAGACGGAUGGCAGAAGACCCUGGACCUGACAGCGAUGCUGACAGGUAUGGAGGUGGAGUCAUACGGCCGGGACCACUGCACCGUCAUAUUCCACAUGCAGCUUGACAGGGAGGUGGAUGUCAAACAUGGAGUCACCAUAUCCAAAGUUGAUGGUGAGCACAAGAUCACAGGCUGCUCUCUGCCCCUCGGCUUCAACCUAAAGGCAAUGUUGGACGGCUGCAACAAUGAGGUUUCACUGAAAACCUUUGAUGUCAUCAGGAAGGCACUCACUGCAUACUAUGCGAGACUUGAACAGUAUGAAGAUCUGAAGGUGUUCCUAAGUGUAGACGCAUCUCUUUUCAAGCUGAUGGACGGCACACAGAUGGAGAUUACGUUCGUCGUCAGAAACGAACUGGAGGAAGAUAGCGAAACCACCGAGAGCAUAACAUUCAUACUGCACUACACUAUGUAUGACAUCCGGCCUAGGGACUAUUCGUUCAAAGGUUUAUCGGAUAAGCCUCAAGAAACGCUGCGUGAACAGUUCAUGUUGUUCAAGAAGUAUCAUCUGACCAAAGCCUUCAAACUGGCCUUCAUUGACGGAGAGGGGUCAUACAAACUGGUCAGACAUCUCGACAAUCCGCUGAACGAGCCCCGCCGCAAGCGUCCCUUGCCUAAAGCUAACGCGAAUCCAGCACAUGACGACACUUUUCACGUCGAGGACUGCUCCGAGUCAAGCGGAGACGAAAAUGAAAAUUGUUAAAUUGUAGACCUACUCGUGUACCUAUAAUACUAGCAAACUAAAAUAUAUCUCUCAAUCUGCGUUUUCACAUAGUGGUCUGAACAGUUCUGAGCUAGCAUUCGUUUGUUCGUGCGCAAAUGAAAACAAUUGAAUGCCAUACACAGCAAAAAGUGUGCAGCAAAAAGGAGUGUACAAGUUUCUAAUGGGUUGGCAACGUGCACGUGACACUUCUUGAGUUGCAGGCGUCCAUAGGUUACGGUGACCGCUUUCCAUCGGGCGGACCGUAUGCUUGUUUGCCACCGACGUAGUAUAUAAAAAAAUCGGUGCAUGAACGAACGAAUGCUCGCUCAGAACAGUGCUUCAGAGUCUUACACACUCUGCCUACGACCAAUGUAAAUGAGAAGUUUUACAAUUCCGGUCGUCAAUUUGGUUUGCGUCUACUACUUAUCUUUUAAAGCGUCGGUGUUCAGUCAGCGCUAUAGAAAAUGGCGUCGCUGUAGCCUUCGGAUGUAGAUCCGAUAUCGGAUCGGAUAAUGUGAAAACGCUCUCAGAGUUGACUAAACACCGUUCGUAUAUAGUGUUUAUGUAUAAAAUACCACCGAAAAUAAAUAAGAAAAUAGGAUUAAUAUUUAAAUUCAGUUUUAUUAACAAACACCUUAUGAGAAAUGUCCCGGAAAAAUGGCCGUCGGGUCAAAAUUUUUAUUUGCGUCUUCAUCUCUACACUACAAAAACACUAAUAUAUACGCCGCACGACUCAAACAUUAAAAUGAUUUAUGACAACUCUAGAAAACUAUUGUGUACCUACCUACGUAUGUAACAAUAAAUCAAUAACUGACGUCAAUGAGUAACUACUGGCGCCAUCGCCUAAAAGGUUAAUAACCAAUGUAACGAAGCCUCGUACGUACAUAGGUUACUACUAGCAGAUCUGCUUACGUGAGUUGCAUUCUCACGCGAGACCGCAAUAGGUACAUGCUAGCAAGUCUCCAUAGUCGUACUCAAAAAUGUAACCAAAACUCAUCAGAAAGAAGCGUUGGCGUUGAUGGGAAUCUGGUUAUUCUAAUCUCUGUAGACAAUUUAACACCCUACACCAGCAGGGUUAGCACAUGAUUGCGAGUGGACUACCCGUCCUUAUGUCAUUAAUACAGUUAGAAAAAGACGUGUGAUCUAUCUCGCGGCGACAUACUCCCGCGGCAAUCAUGUGCUAGGCCUACAGGGGCGGCGCACUCCGCGAUUAUUUCGCAUUCGCGGUCCAUUCAGUGGUGACGACCUUCGCGCGGCGCAAUAGAACUCAAUGUCGGCUGUUCGCGUGCGGUAAGCAUUAUGAAAGGCGGCAUUUUGUGAACAUCAAAUCAGUGAUCCUUCUGUACUUAUACUAUUAUAAUAUUCUGUGCGAUUACGCACGUGGAGUUAGUACCUAUUUGCCUUCC
Leguminivora glycinivorella is the source of this 2505-nucleotide messenger RNA. RefSeq lists its product as uncharacterized. Lineage: Eukaryota; Metazoa; Arthropoda; Insecta; Lepidoptera; Tortricidae. Bases 95 to 1099 code for a protein of 334 amino acids. The transcript has 7 exons. The record is from RefSeq and is a predicted model, not a curated record.